AUGGCCGGAUAUCGUGUUGUCACGGAUCUGACCGUAAUCUUCUCCUCGACAAUUUCUCCCCCCAACUGCGAAUGGGACCCACGAAUAUGGCACCGUUUAGAGAAAGAGCUCUACGUACAUACAUCCCAGCAGAGUGCGUGGCUAUAUGUAGCGUCAGUAAAUACGAAAGAGCUUUCAGCUAAGGACCUGUUGGUUACGGAUAUCACAGUUGGCGUUGUGUCUCCGGGUCGUUCAUGGGAGAGGCGACCUUGCAAUAUCUGGAUACUAAGGAGCGAAUUCUCUGACGGGACUAGCCAAGUUGUGACAGAGGUGGACGUUCUUUUCGGUGUGGAUGCCGUCGACCCAAGAUCAGGAUGGACUCUCAUAGAAGCCUCGCUGCAACUCGGUGUUCCGCCCAGCGUACCGGUUGCAAGACUUAGUGUACUCAAGGGCCGAGCCAAGCCGAACCCUCGGGUGUCUUUGCAGUUUAAAAAGGACGGCACAUUCAACAUUGUCCAGAUCUCUGACACGCACAUGGGCACUGGUGUCGGGGUAUGCAGAGAUGCUGUUGAUGCCCAUGGGGAAGAUCUGCCAGAGAGCGAGGCUGACCCACUUACGGUUGCCUUCAUCGAAAACAUCCUGAAUGUCGAGCAACCAGACCUUGUUGUUCUCACUGGAGAUCAGGUGCACCACGACGUCCCCGACAGCCAAUCUGCCCUCUUUAAGGCAGUUGACCCUAUCAUUAAGCGUCGGAUUCCAUUUGCAGCCGUACUUGGCAACCACGAUAGUGAGGGCAAGUUCGCAUUAUCACGAACGGUACAGAUGGACAUACUUCAAAAUCUACCUUUUAGCCUCUGCGAGCCAGGCCCAGAGAAUGUUGAUGGUAUCGGCAACUUUUCCGUUCAGAUCCUUGCUCCCGCGCCGUCACAGUUCCCACUAGCAACGUUGUAUUUCCUGGAUUCGCACGGUCAAGUUGGGGGCACGGCAGGUAAUCCCGACUACGCCCCCAUUCAGCAAAGCCAAAUUGACUGGUUCAGGGACACCUCCCAAGCGCAACGAAGCGCGCGUGAGAAACACGAUAAUGACAGCGACUUUCAUCUAUCCCUAGCUUUCCAACACAUCCCUCUUCCCGAAUUUGGUGACGAGGGUCUCAGCAUCCACGGCGGCCGCAGGCGGGAACCGACUGAAAGCCCCCGCGCUAAUUACUCUUUCUCUUUCUACGACGCUUUGGUCGAAGAACGUGUAUCAGCAUUGGGCUGCGGGCACGAUCACGUGAAUGACUUUUGCGGUCUAUUACCACAGCAAACGCUACAAGGUGGCAAUGAUAACCCUGAACAUAGUGUAUGGUUAUGUUACGGAGGUGGUAGCGGUUUCGGGGGAUAUUGUUCGUAUGGUAAGAAACGAUUUCACCGACGAAUGCGGGUUUGGCAGCUUACAAGCACCGGGGACUUAACGACUUGGAUGCGUGUCGAAUAUGGCACGGACCGAGUUAGUAAGCUAGUGCUUGUGGAAGGCGGGCGGGUGGUUAAUCAUCUUACGAACGAGAUAAAGACAAAAGCUAUGCAGUGA
Molecule: messenger RNA, 1548 nt
Organism: Sporothrix schenckii 1099-18
Lineage: Eukaryota; Fungi; Ascomycota; Sordariomycetes; Ophiostomatales; Ophiostomataceae
Product: calcineurin-like phosphoesterase
Exons: 2
Coding region: 1-1548 (515 amino acids)
Cellular component (GO): cytoplasm
Molecular function (GO): phosphoprotein phosphatase activity
Source: RefSeq, a predicted model, not a curated record